AUGAAAUCAUCAGUUAUCUCUUUCCUUUGGCAAAGGAAUUUAGUGGAAUUACAAAAUGGAUUAAUAACACCACUCAAUGUACAUCUGGCAAUCGAUGGUGCAUCAGUUAGCAAUCGUAUGGAUAUAGUUCGUUAUCUCAUUGACUGUUUUAAGAGUGCAUCGCCUCCAAUUGUGCUUACAGUCAAUACAUUCAAUAUGGUAGCGAAUCACGGUGAUUUGGAUCUUCUCAAACAACUUUAUUCAUCAAAGACAGCCAUGUUGACGAGAGCACAUGGACUUGAUCACGCAGUUGACUAUGCAGCUUCCAAUAAUAACAUGGAUAUGGUGAAAUGGAUGAGUGAGAAUGGAAAGGGAGGAAGCAGUGGCAGGGCUUUGGAAAAGGCAGCGGCAAAAGGAUAUUUAGAGAUGGUCAGAUAUCUGAAUGAGAACCGAAGAUUCACAAUAUAUUCUAUUCGAGCAAUGGUCGAAGCUGCUGCCAACAAUCAUAUUGAUGUUGUGAAAUAUCUACAUCAGCAUGGUAAAGAAAGUUGUUCUGUGGAGGUAAUGAAUAUAGCGGCUGCCAAUGGACAUUUGGAGGUGGUGAAAUUUUUGGAAGAAAAUAGGAAUGAAGGCUGUGAUCAAAGAGCAAUGAACGACGCCGCAACUAAUGGACACUUUGAUGUGGUCGUCUACCUCUUUACUCACCGGCAACGAGAGUGUAAUCUUAUGUCUGCAUUACUGAGUGCAUCGAUCAAUGGACACAUGGAUAUCAUUAGGUUCCUUUUCCCCAAGGUAUCAUCAGUCGGUGAAGCAGACAUGUUAGAUUUAGUGAAACUUGGUUGUCUAAAUAGUAUUCGAUUAGUGCAUGAAAUGUGUGGUGACCAGUUGUUCAAAGGUAUUUUGGUGAAUUUGGCUAUUAAACAAAAGCAUCUUGAUAUUUUGGAUUUCAUUUACAACAAUUGCAAGAACAUCAACUAUUCGAAAUCAAUAUUUGAGCUUGCUGUUCAUACCUAUGAUUUGGAUAUAAUUCAAUUUGUCUUGAAUAUGGAUGUUAGCUAUCUAUAUGUAGAUACCUUCAAAUCUUUAAUCUCUGAAGAUAAAUAUCGUGACUCACUUGGUAUUAGAAUUUACGAUGUGAUAGAAAUGAUGGUGGAACGAUUUGUCUAA
This is a messenger RNA of Heterostelium album PN500, 1146 nucleotides long. RefSeq names its product ankyrin repeat domain-containing protein. Lineage: Eukaryota; Evosea; Eumycetozoa; Acytosteliales; Acytosteliaceae. The coding region runs from base 1 to 1146 and encodes 381 amino acids. Gene Ontology annotation, molecular function: protein binding. The transcript is spliced from 4 exons. The record is from RefSeq and is a predicted model, not a curated record.